Molecule: messenger RNA, 1236 nt
Organism: Oncorhynchus keta (chum salmon)
Lineage: Eukaryota; Metazoa; Chordata; Actinopteri; Salmoniformes; Salmonidae
Product: inverted formin-2-like
Exons: 2
Coding region: 80-1132 (350 amino acids)
Source: RefSeq, a predicted model, not a curated record
CACAGUUCCUACUUCUUUAGGGGACUAGGACCAGGUCAUGUAGUCAUGCUGACUGACUCAAGUUUAAAACAGCCCUUUAAUGGAAUUACAUACCGCCUGCCAGGUUACCACGGUGCCCUACCGUCUCCCAGGUUACCACGGUGCCCUACCGCCAGCCAGGUUACCACGGUGCCCUACCGCCUGCCAGGUUACCAAGGUGCCCUACCGCCUGCCAGGUUACCAAGGUGCCCUACCGCCUGCCAGGUUACCAAGGUGCCCUACCGCCUCCCAGGUUACCAAGGUGCCCUACCGCCUGCCAGGUUACCAAGGUGCCCUACCGCCUGCCAGGUUACCAAGGUGCCCUACCGCCUGCCAGGUUACCACGGUGCCCUACCGCCUCCCAGGUUACCAAGGUGCCCUACCGCCUCCCAGGUUACCAAGGUGCCCUACCGCCUGCCAGGUUACCAAGGUGCCCUACCGCCUCCCAGGUUACCAGGGUGCCCUACCGCCUCCCAGGUUACCAGGGUGCCCUACCGCCUCCCAGGUUACCAAGGUGCCCUACCGCCUCCCAGGUUACCAAGGUGCCCUACCGCCUGCCAGGUUACCAAGGUGCCCUACCGCCUGCCAGGUUACCAAGGUGCCCUACCGCCUGCCAGGUUACCAAGGUGCCCUACCGCCUGCCAGGUUACCAAGGUGCCCUACCGCCUCCCAGGUUACCAAGGUGCCCUACCGCCUCCCAGGUUACCAAGGUGCCCUACCGCCUCCCAGGUUACCAGGGUGCCCUACCGCCUCCCAGGUUACCAAGGUGCCCUACCGCCUCCCAGGUUACCAGGGUGCCCUACCGCCUCCCAGGUUACCAGGGUGCCCUACCGCCUCCCAGGUUACCAAGGUGCCCUACCGCCUCCCAGGUUACCAAGGUGCCCUACCGCCUCCCAGGUUACCAAGGUGCCCUACCGCCUCCCAGGUUACCAAGGUGCCCUACCGCCUGCCAGGUUACCAAGGUGCCCUACCGCCUCCCAAGGUGCCCUACCGCCUCCCAGGUUACCAGGGUGCCCUACCGCCUCCCAGGUUACCAGGGUGCCCUACCGCCUCCCAGGUUACCAAGGUGCCCUACCGCCUCCCAGGUUACCAAGGUGCAAACAAAAAACCAUGAGGAAAAGCUCAAGUCUGAAAAAAGAAAUACAUUUGUUUAUUUUUUUUAAAUGAGUGAAUGUCACUCAAUUUGGCUCUCAUGAAACAGUUGGUAGUGUGUUAUCU